Messenger RNA from Scophthalmus maximus (turbot), 1684 nucleotides. Its product is annotated as ankyrin repeat and MYND domain-containing protein 2-like. Gene Ontology annotation, molecular function: protein binding. The record is from RefSeq and is a predicted model, not a curated record. Gene Ontology annotation, biological process: regulation of smoothened signaling pathway. Bases 95 to 1384 code for a protein of 429 amino acids. The transcript has 10 exons. Lineage: Eukaryota; Metazoa; Chordata; Actinopteri; Pleuronectiformes; Scophthalmidae.
UUUGAGACCCAGCUGUAGACCGAAGGUUACAUCUAAACAGAACAGAUCCAAAGAGGCACGGUUAGAUCAGACACAGCAGAGCUGAUCAGAGAGGAUGGCUGCACCUCAGAAAGGAGAUCUGUCAGCAUCUGAGAGGAAGAUCCUGCAAGUUAUCGCUGCUGGUGAUGUACAGGAGGCCACCCAGCUGCUUGCUAGCAAAGAAGUACGAGUCAACUGUUUGGAUGAGUAUGGCAUGACUCCACUGAUGCAUGCAGCAUAUAAGGGCAAAGCCGAUAUGUGUCGUUUGCUGCUGCAGCAUGGGGCCGAUGUAAACUGCAACCAACACGAAUAUGGAUACACUGCUCUCAUGUUUGCUGGCCUCUCAGGGAAAACAGACAUCACCUCCAUGAUGCUGGAUGCAGGAGCAGAGACCGACCUGAUGAAUUCUGUGGGUCGCACUGCUGCUCAAAUGGCAGCAUUUGUAGGCCAGCAUGACUGUGUGACAGUGAUCAACAACUUCUUCUCUCGGGCAAGGCUAGAGUACUACACCAGACCACAGGGGCUGGAUAGGGAGCCCAAGCUGCCACAAAGUCUGGCAGGGCCCCUACACAAGAUCAUCAUGACCACCAACCUCAACCCAGUCAAGAUAGUCAUGCUGGUGAAGGAGAACCCUGUGCUAGUGGAUGUGGCAGCUCUGGAGAAGUGUUACCAGGUGAUGGACCUGCUGUGUGAGCAGUGUGUGAAGCAGCAAGAUAUGAAUGAGGUCCUGGCCAUGAAGAUGCACUACAUCAGCUGUGUGUUUCAGAAAUGCUUGGCAUUUCUACAGAAACAGGAUGACAAACUAGAUGCACUUGUCAAGAGUCUUUUGAGGGGGAGAGAUAGUGAUGGCUUCCCACAGUACCAGGAGAAGUUCAUUCGGGACUGCAUCAGGAGAUUUCCUUAUUGUGAGGCCACACUACUUCAGCAGCUGGUGAGGAGCAUUACACCGGUAGAGAUUGGCAAUGACCCCACAGCAUUCUCAGUGCUGACCCAGGCCCUGACAGGUCAGAUGGCAUUUGUUGAUGCUGACUAUUGUGCUACAUGUGGGGAAAGGGGAGCAAACAAGAGGUGCUCCCUUUGUAAAGCAGUGACUUAUUGCAGUUUGACCUGCCAAAAGCUUCAUUGGUUCACCCAUAAAAAGAUGUGCAGAUCUCUGCAAGAGCAGAGUGUUGGUCUGGAUAAGGACACUCCAAGGUUGAAAGAAUUAAAAGAUGAUGAAAGCGAUUUGAUGAUGGAGACGGCCAACUUCCUGCAGGAGCUGUGUCUGCGAGCCGAGGAGAAGGUGGCUGCUGCUGGAGGCUGUCCUUCAGAGCUUCUUGCUUCUGCCUCUACCUCUGCUGAGGGGCCAUCUUGCACCCAGGACUGAGGCAGGACAACCAAACACAGAUCCUGAACCUAACCUGCUCGCUAUCAGGUUUUCUUGACAACUACUUAGUAGAACUUUACCGUUUCUCUCACAAUCUAUCACAUAUCUGAACAAUAUUCUCCUACCUUAUUUCCAGCAUUAUAAUAUCACGGACAUGCUCCGACCAUAUCAUAGUAUUCACAUUGCCCUUUUUUUUUCAGAAAAGAAUUUUCUGUACAACAAGUUGAAGUAGCCACUGAGGUUUUCUUUGUUUAACAUGUGGAAUCUGAUUAAAACCAUAUGCCCUACCUAUCUUCACUA